UCAAGGCAAUAACAGCAAUUUGUCUUAUUUAUAUUUAUUCACUUGCUACACGAGGUUACGAUUAAAGACCUUUUAUAUAAAUUACUCCAAUUAUUUUCUGCAGUGUAAAAUCAAAAAUUAAUGAUGAUAAAUCAUCAGUUAAUUGUCAAUUUUUCUAUUAAUGAUAAAAAAAAGAAAUAAUUUAAUAACUCCGGAAGGAAUUUCUAUCUGAGAAAACUAGUCGUCAGUGAUAAGGUAUCUGAGGUAAUUCAGGACAUAGGAAAAUUUAUAGGCUAAAGUCAACGGGAAACUGAAAGCUUCCAGUGAUAUUUCUUGGCUUCUUGCCAGAUUUUAUGUGCUAGUGUCGAAAUCCGGAUCCUAUGAUAAUCUUAACUUCAACUGAAUGCAAAUUGGACAAGUUCUCUAAUUCAAAAUUGCACAUAAUACAAAUAAACAUGAACAACUGCAACGGAUAUGAAUUAAUUUAUGAAGUAACUAAAUAAAAAUCUUCUUUGGUUUAGUUGUUUUUAAUUUAAUUCAAGUAAUUAGAGAAAAUUAAUACUAUUAUGUAUUUAAACUGUUAGAAGAAUUUUAAUGUAAGACAAUUAAUUUAAGUGAAAAAGUAUUGUGUCAACUUGAUAAACAAAUAGCGACGUAUUUUAUUUGUUGAAAAUAGUUACUUGGUGGAAUUAUCUAUCUCCUGAACAUCAAAGAUGUCGGUAGAAGUUCGUGCAGCACGUCCUACUAGUCCUACAGUUCCACAAUCAAAAAGGCCUAUUGUUAUCUAUCCUACUGUCGCACCUGAAAGUAUCAUCAUUCCCAUCGUAUCCUGUAUCUUAGGCUUUCCAUUAUUAGCACUUUUGGUUAUUUGUUGUUUGCGGAGAAGAGCGAAACUUGCUAGAGAACGUGCAAGGAGGAGAAAUUGUGAUUUAGAUCAUGGAGCUCUCAACCUUGUACGUUUCAGCCCCGUGCAUCGAUUAGUUGGAGUUGAAAAAACACCCAGAGCAGUUUCAUUUAAGAGUGAUCGUAAUUUACGAAAUUUACCAUCAUUGGAGUUAGAUACAGUUGUUGAAGAGCGUUCGGAUCCAGAACAAAGUACUGGUCUGGAAUUGAGUAGUCCCGACUAGCAAUUAGCCCCGGUACCAUCCAGGUCUCCAAGAGGAUCACAGACUUUGACGGCACCACCAAACUUAGAUCAAAGUCCUUUAUGGACGGCGUUGACUACUGCUAAUUCAAUGACCAGUCUACCAGGAGAUACCUAGCAAGAGGCUAACGAGAGCAAUAGUUUCAUUAGUGCUCUCGUUUUGGAAUUGCCUAUAAUUUACUGACCCAUAAACGAUGUAGAUCAUCAAAUAAAUCCACCGACGCCUUAAAAAUACUUUUUAAUUGCUCAUGGGUCUUCAUUAUGAUAUCAAUUAAAUGAAGAAACGUUCUUAAAUUAAUAAGAUUAUUAUUAAAUACUUAGUGUUAAUAAGAGUAAAUUUAAGAUAAAAUUAAUUUAUUUAAAUUAAAUUAAUCAAUUUCAAGAAUUUAUUAAAUCAUUAAUAUAUGAAUUAAAAAAUAAGUAUUAUUAUUAUUAUAAAAGUAAUAUUUCAAAUGGCUUGAAAAUAUUUUAUACACAAUUGAAAAGCACAAGUAGAUAUAAGAGCUUCAAAGCUGCCUAAUUAUGU
Chelonus insularis is the source of this 1649-nucleotide messenger RNA. RefSeq lists its product as uncharacterized. The record is from RefSeq and is a predicted model, not a curated record. Lineage: Eukaryota; Metazoa; Arthropoda; Insecta; Hymenoptera; Braconidae. The transcript is spliced from 5 exons. The coding region runs from base 693 to 1106 and encodes 137 amino acids.